Mesocricetus auratus (golden hamster) is the source of this 2544-nucleotide messenger RNA. RefSeq names its product vomeronasal type-2 receptor 116-like. Gene Ontology annotation, biological process: G protein-coupled receptor signaling pathway. Bases 1 to 2544 code for a protein of 847 amino acids. The transcript has 6 exons. Gene Ontology annotation, cellular component: membrane. Gene Ontology annotation, molecular function: G protein-coupled receptor activity. Lineage: Eukaryota; Metazoa; Chordata; Mammalia; Rodentia; Cricetidae. The record is from RefSeq and is a predicted model, not a curated record.
AUGUUAUCUUUGACUUUUAUCUCUUUGGUCCUUAGGCUUUCCUUCCUUUUUUGCAGUCCCACUGAUCCUAAGUGCUUUUUGAGAAUAAAAGACAAGGAAAACCAGGAUGGAGAUAAGGAACUUGAUUGUUUCUUUUCCAUUUAUGCUGUGAGUGGACACAUGAAGAAUGAACACUUCAGUGGAAAUCUAGACAAGCAGUUGACAACUAAGAACAUUCACUUGAUUUUAUCUCUUUAUUUUGCCAUUGAUGAAAUCAAUAGGGACCCUCAUGUUUUACCCAAUAUUUCCCUGCUAGUUAAAGUUGAAUGUAAACUAUUGGCUGAUUGGAGUAAAAUCAGUUUAUCCUCAAAAAGAGGUGAUUAUUUUCCUAACUACCACUGCAGAAACCAGAGAAGAUAUUUAGUGGUACUUACUGGACCAAUGUGGUUACCAUCUGCCAUGCUUGGACCACUCCUGUACAUCUCCAGGAUUCCAGAGCUUUACUAUGGGCCAUUUCAUCCUCUCCUGAGUAACCAUGAACACUUUCCUUAUUUAUACCAGAUGGAUAUCAAGGACACAUCUGUAUCUAUUGCUAUGCUGUCUCUGGUAAUCUAUUUCAGCUGGAACUGGUUGGGACUGAUCAUAUCAGAUGAUGACCUAGGACUUCAAUUUGCCUUUGAAUUGAGAAAAGAAGUACAAAAACAUGACAUCUGUUUAGCCUUUGUUACUAUUAUCACAUAUGACAUAAAACUAUUCAUUAAGAGGGCUAGUACAUAUUAUAAUCAGAUCAUGAUGUCUUCAGCAAAAGCUGUUAUAAUUUAUGGAGACAAAGACUCUCCUCUACAAGUGAUCCUAAGACUAUGGCAGUUUGUAGACAUUCGGAGAAUCUGGGUCACUACCUCACAAUGGGAUAUGAUUACAAGUAAUGGAAAAUUCCUCUUCAACUCCUUCCAUGGAACUCUCAGUUUUUCCCAUCAUUAUUCUGAAAUAGCUGGCUUUAAAAAAUUUAUACAGACAGUUCACCCUUCAAAUUACAGUAAUAGUAUUUCUCUUGCUAAAUUAUGGUGGAUAUACUUUAAAUGUUCUUUAUUAUCAUCUAAUUGCAAGAAACUGAAGAAAUGUUCAGAAGAUAUGCUACUGGAUUGGUUAUCCAGGAAUCAGUUUGAAAUGUCCAUGAGUGACACUAGUUACAAACUAUAUAACGCUGUAUAUGCUGUGGCUCAUUCACUCCAUGAGUUACUUUUGCAGCAAGUAGAUACAUUGUCAAAGAAUGCUGGGAAGGGACUUGAAAUUUACUCCUUGCAGGUUCUCUCUUUCCUGAGGAAUGUCCAAUUUGUAAAUCCUGUUGGAGACAUAGUGAACAUGAAUAAGAAAGCCAACCUGGAUAGAUAUUAUGAUAUUUUCUACACUGGGAAUUUUCUACAACUAUGUGGACUUAAGGUGAAAAUAGGCAAGUUUACCCAGUAUGUGCCACAUCUGCAACAAUUGCUUGUAUCUGAUGAAAUGAUAGCGUGGGCUACAGAUAUUAGACAGAUUCCACCGUCAAUAUGCAGUACACCUUGCAGUCCAGGAUUUAGAAAAUCCCUUCAAGAUGGAAAGGCUAUCUGUUGCUUUGAUUGCAUCCCCUGUUCAGAGAAUGAAAUUUCCAAUAUGUCAGGCAUGGAUUAUUGUUUGAAAUGUCCAGAUGAUCAAUAUGCCAACAUAGAAGCAACUCAUUGCUUAUCAAAAACUGUGACAUUCCUGUCUUAUGAAGACCCCCUAGGGAUGGUUUUGGCCUGCUUGGCUCUUUGCUUUUCUGCUCUCACAGCUGUUAUAUUUGGUGUUUUUAUGAGAAACCAAGACACUCCUAUUGUCAAGGCCAAUAACAGAAAUCUAAGCUAUUGCCUGCUAAUGUCACUCAUCUCCUGUUUUCUCUGUUCCUUGCUCUUCAUUGGACAACCACAGAUGACCACAUGCAUUAUGCAGCAGACCAUAUUUGCCAUUGUAUUUACUGUUGCUGUCUCUACUGUCUUGGCCAAGACAAUUACUGUAGUACUGGCAUUCAAGGUCACUGUUCCAGGUAAAAGAAUGAGGUGGUUACUAAUAUCAGGGGCAUCUAAAUUGAUCAUUCCUGUAUGUACCAUGAUCCAAUUGAUUCUUUGUGGAAUCUGGCUGGGAACUUCUCCUCCAUUUGUUGAUAUUGAUGUACACAUUGAAUUUGGCCAAAUUCUGAUUGUUUGCAACAAAGGAUCAGUUAUGGCCUUUUACUUGGUAUUAGGAUAUCUGGGUUUCCUUGCCCUAGCAAGCUUCACUAUAGCAUUCUUGGCCAGGAGUUUGCCUGACACAUUCAAUGAAGCCAAGUUCCUAACAUUUAGUUCAAUGGUGUUCUGUAGUGUCUGGGUCACUUUCCUUCCUGUCUACCAUAGCACCAAGGGGAAGGCUGCAGUUGCUGUGGAGGUCUUCUGCAUCUUGUCCUCCAGUGCAGGGUUGCUUCUUUGCAUCUUUGCUCCAAAAUGCUAUGUCAUUUUGUUAAAACCUGAGAUAAAUUCUCUUCGCAAGAUCAGGAACACACAUUCUAAAGUUUAA